AUGCCGCGAAUACUGCUCUCCGCUGCUCAUGUUUCAACUUUGGUGCUGAAUGAUCUGGGCAUGGAUUACAGUAAGCCGAAGGGUGCCGCUCAGUUGCCAUUGCCCGGGCCCUUCCUCGCCACACCAGAGCGAAUUGAUCGGCUCCAAAGUACGGAUGUAGAUGGCAUGAAAGAUAGCUAUGUGGCCAAAUGCAAGGCAAGCAGCACCAAGCCGUUUUGCAACGACGAGAGGAGCAAGGGAUCGUCAUCGACGUCGACUUCAUAA
Molecule: messenger RNA, 264 nt
Organism: Geosmithia morbida
Lineage: Eukaryota; Fungi; Ascomycota; Sordariomycetes; Hypocreales; Bionectriaceae
Product: FAD dependent oxidoreductase
Exons: 1
Coding region: 1-264 (87 amino acids)
Source: RefSeq, a predicted model, not a curated record